AUGUCAUACGUAACAAUAAGAUCGAACUUUUGUACCAAUUCCUGCCGAUACAAUACAAUCACAGAGAUCAAGCGCAUCAAACUCGCCAUUUGUUAUUCCCAUUGUUUGUCUCGAGAUAUCAUGACCAAAGCUUCCUCGAACAUUGGCAUCAUGGUCUUAAAUACAAACUCCAGUGUUGUUUGCAAGGCACCAUUUGAAGUACCAGCUUGUGAAUUCUAUGAAAGAAGCGCGCUUUUCCAUGGCGGAGACAUGGUCCGCGUCAUUUUAGGGCCUUCCAAAGAUGAGACCGGCAAUAAAGAACGAGUAGUGCCUCGCACCGUUCUAUGCUAUUAUUCGAAAGUCUCUGAGGAGAAACUCAGGUUGUUUCGAAAUAAAAGUGACGGAGACUCCGUCGAUGCCAAUGGUCAAGACCACAAUAAUGCGGUAAUGGACUUGAAUGAGUGGGAUACCGAGACUUUCGAUAUGGCAAUUCAGUGGAUGUAUACUGGCAACGUCAUCAUCGAUAUCGCGAAACCUAAACCUUUUGAUGCAAUCCGAUUGUAUAUUCAAUUUUUCAAGAUUGCAAAGGCCUUAGAACUCAAGGGCUCUUACUCGAAUGUAGAAAGAAACCUUAAAGCUGAACUUGCCGCCGCAUCGGAAAAAGAAUAUGACGAAGACGACGAGGAUGAGGACGACGAGGAUGAGGACGACGAGGAUGAGGACGACAAGUCUCCUGUCAUAAGCCCCGCGUUAAAGGAAAUACUGAAAGAUGCAUUUGCAUAUCCCCUUGAUAGAUGGAUCCGAGAGCUCCUGGCGAGCUUUUUGCUCAAGCCGUAUGUAAAGCACUUAUUAUGCUCCAAUACUGAUGCAACGAAAGCCAAGGAGUUUAAGAAGUUAUUCAAAGAAAUUGAAGGUCUUGAAUUGGAUGUUCUGAGAUUGGUUAGUGGAUCGUUGAGUAGUCUUUCGAUGGGUAAAGUGGACGGUGAGGGAUAUUCGACGUCGACGAUGUGGUGUCCGUUGACGGAAUUGAGAUUCGAUACUGGUAGUAUGUAUAAGGUUGGACAGUCUGUGAAGAAGGCGAAGUCGGGUGAUACUUGA
Molecule: messenger RNA, 1077 nt
Organism: Botrytis fragariae
Lineage: Eukaryota; Fungi; Ascomycota; Leotiomycetes; Helotiales; Sclerotiniaceae
Exons: 3
Coding region: 1-1077 (358 amino acids)
Source: RefSeq, a predicted model, not a curated record